AUGUCAAGGGAAUGGCUGAUUUUGUUUUUUCGCAUGAACCAGACAGGGCAAGGGCUCGUCCAGACUCUGGUACGAGCUUUGCGCCAGUUCUCAUUGGAUGCACAGAUGGCGCACUGUCUAGACAUUCACCACCAAUUGCAUCAGGCUUGGGAAGUGUGGCUGCUGAAGUGGCAUGACAAAGGUGAAGAACGAGAAGAAGCAGAACUCCUUGUGCGCACCAUAAAUUUCUGUGCUGGCUGUGGGGUCUCGGAAUAG
This is a messenger RNA of Ilex paraguariensis (yerba mate), 255 nucleotides long. The record is from the annotation of a GenBank genome assembly. NCBI's taxonomy places the organism in Eukaryota, Viridiplantae, Streptophyta, Magnoliopsida, Aquifoliales, Aquifoliaceae.